CUUAAACAUUGUAAUACGCAUUAAAGUAUUUUCAUUUAGCUUAUGAAUAAAAAAAUAAUAAUUUAAAAAUGUUCUAUUACAAAUUGAAGUUAGCUUUCAGUAUUACCAAAUAUAUUAAAGCAAUAAACGUGUUGUACUUCAAAACAGCCAUAUAUUACCUUCAAUGAACUACAGUAAGUAUUAUACAUCACAUAAAUAUUCACAAACAUUAAAGAAUAAUAGGAAUAAAUAAAAAAACUUCUAUAUGAAUCCGUAAGUAAUAUUUAGGUUAAGUACUACUAGCUGAAUGUAUAUUGUUUUAUGGAAUAGUAACAAACAAUUAACUUUUAGUGUAAUUAAGUAUGCUCAGUGUUGGAGUUUAUUUUUAUAUAAUUGUAUGAAGUAACAUAUUUUAUAAACCAUCUACUAUUUCAAAUAUAAUAUAAUAUGAAUAGAUAUUUAUUUAUUCAUUACAGUCUAUCAUUGUCAUUAAUAAUAUAUAAAUUAAUUUAAUGUGAUAAUAAUAUUAUUUAAGUAGGUACUAGUUUCAUUAUCAAUUGAAACAGUUUAAAAUUAAAUUUUAUUUAACUCGGAACGACCUAAAUUCAAUGACUUAUUAAAAAUCACUUUUUUGAAAUAUUCUUGGUAUUUAAUAAUACCUAAAAAAAUCUUUCAUACACUGUUUUACAUACAAAAAACAUAAAUUCAUUCCUUUAUUUGCUUUGAAUAAAAAAACAAUGAAUUUAUAAUAAUUUAAAUAAUAAUGUAUUAUUUUAUAUUACACACUUUUCCUUAAUAUCUUCAAUGUAGAUCUAUACUUAAUAUUGUUAUUAUCAGAGCUUAUGACUUGUAGCAUUUGCAUAUUUGUUUUGAAAAGUUCUAGUAACACCCAAGUAAGUUAUAAAUUUGUUUCGGAUAACCAGGAAGUUAAAUCCAAAUUAUUGUUGUACAUUUUUUAGUUUUAACUCAAUUUUUAUGUUUUCGACGCUAUUUGACGCUUAUAUUGUUAUUUCAAUAAAGAAAAAUGAAAAUUUCCUACAGUUAAUAUUAUAUUUGUGUUUAUCAAUUUAUAUUUCGGUAAUUAUCAUAAAAUAAAAUGAGAUUGUAUACUCAUGCAAUGUUUUUACUUGUGAACUUUUUACUUAAAAUUUACUAUUUUUUUUUUUUUUUGCAUGUUUUAACAUUUUCAGUGCAUAUAUAAGCGUUUAUAUGGAUGUUUAUAAGAGCAUAUCAUUGCGCUUAUAAUAACUUUUUUUAGAGCUACAAGUCACAAGCCCUGGUUAUUAUUAUUGUUUUUAAUUUGUAUAUUAUACCUGUUAAAACGCAAUCAGACUUUUUAUAUUUGUUAUUUUAAAUACAAUGAAUUUUGCUUAAUGUGGCCACCGGUUAAUGCAGGCAGCCAUUUAAUAUGGAAAUAAUAGUCUAGUCCUAAUUUUAAUGUAUAACAAUUCAAAUUUCAGUUAAAAUGGGCAACAGUUUAAUGUGGACAAAUAUAACUGGUUCCAGUGUGCCCACAUUAAGCAGAAUCUACAGUAGUAGGUUGUUGCAUAAUAAAAAUCAUAAAAGUUUAGUAGCAAAACAUAAUAAUGAUUAGUUUUACUAAGUUAAUUAUAUCAUAAUACUUAAUUACAUUAUGUAUAGCUUAUUCAAAAAACAUUUAAGUAAUAGCUUAUAGUUCUUUUUACAUAUACAAUUUGAAAAACAAGUAUAAUUUUCUGAUAUUUAUUUUAAUAUAAAGAAUUUUUAAUGUUUUAAAAACUCAAAUAGGUGCUAUAUACUAAUGAUAAGAAUUGAGAAGAGCAAGACAUAUGCUCAAGAUUUAAGUAUUCGUACACAGGUAAAUAAUGUUUACAAUAUAAUUUCAAAUUAUUUACAAUGAAAUAUAUUUACCUCCUCAAAAAAUUUAUCCAUAAAUGCAGCUCCCGAUCCAUCUUGCCGACCAUCCAUAUUGACAGCCACAUCAUCAGCUCCUCCUUCUUCAUCGUCACUUUGAGCCUAAAAAGGAAAAAAUUAUACUUUAAAUUAAUAUGUUUUUAGAAACUUUACCUCAUAAAAUGCCUACAUUUUAAAAAUAAAUAUUAUAAAAAAAUUAUCGAUUAAACUAGUAUUUAUAUUAUCUGUAAUUAACAUGUUAAAUUAAGGCUACCUGCCUAUCUAUUUAAUACAAUUAAAAUUAAUUAUAUAUUGAUAUAAAAAAUAAUUACCAUUCAUAAGUAACUUAAUCGGCAUUAAUAAAUUGUAGUUUAUAAGUAAGUAAAUAUGAUUUAUUAAGGUAAUUAUUAUUCUCUGGAUAUUAUAACUAUUUAAUAUUAAAUAUUUUAUUAUAUGUAUACAUGUGAUUAAAUUAUGGAUGAAGAUCUUAAAGGUUAGUUCGCUGUAAAAUGGUCAUAAAGCGUGACAGGCAAUACAUUUAGUUUUGUUAGUUUUGCCCGUGAAAAAUAUGAAAUUUAUUAUCAUAAAAACUCCUACAAAGUAAAACUUAACCUAACUCAUACUUCAUGGAAUAUUUAUAGAUAUGUCAUAUACAAAUAUAAAAAAUAUCUAUAUUUAUUUAAAAUAUUUAUAAUACUUAUCAAUAUAAUUGUACCUGACUAAAAGAUGUGUUAAUAUUUUGCAUUGUAUAUAGUAAAGCAAUGGAUAACUAUAAAAAUAUAAUACUUUAUAACCCAUUUCACCUACAAAAAUAUUUGAUUUGAAACAUUAGUCCUUAUUAUUUAGUAGCCUAUCAUAGUUUAUGGUCUUGAAACAGAUGAGAUUAGGUGUACCUGUAGAUAUAUUAUAAUACAUAGAUACACACACAUCUUGUUCAAUAUGUUUAUAUGAUAUUAUCAAACCCAGAGUUAAAACAUUUUUAAAAUACUUUAAAUAAAUAAAUACAAUUGUAUAAUAGAAUAAAAUAUUUCAAAAAUAUAAGUAUUAAAUCCUAAUAAUAUACCAUAAGUUUUAUAAAAGAAUAAUAAUUGCCUAGAGAGAUAAUAUAUUUUAAUAAUAUAUUAAUUUAUUAUAAUAUGUACCUAAAGGUAUCAAACUAAUCUAUAUAACUAGGUAACAUAAAUUAUAAUUAAAUAUAAAUAGGUACCAAGAUACCUUUACCUGUUAAAUGUUAAAAGUUACAAAGUACAACAAUUUAAAAUUUGUUGGGUUGAUUCUAAUUUUAACAGUUAAUAAAUUGUUGAUUGUUUUAGAUUUAUAUUCCGUUGAAAUUAUUUUAUAAUUGUUUUAAAUAUCUACUAAUAUUGAAAAAGCAUUGAAAUAAUUUUAGAGAAUACCUAAAUUAUGUUUGUAAAUUAAUAAUAUUUAAAAUUGUUCGAGUUAUGAUCCAAAUAAAAUUUUAAAUCACUAACUCAAAAAUUAAUUUGUAAAUGAUAUUAUGUAAGUGCACAAUUCAGUUUAAUAAUUUAUGUAUUAUCAUUUUAUUAGUAAUACUCAGCUAAGAAUAAUUAUAUUCUGUCUAUAACCGUCCUAAAAAUGUCAUGAUUAAUUAAAUAAAAACCGCUAUAUUUCAAUCAGUUUCCUUAAAUGAAGUGAUUUGAUAACCACAGUAGAUACCUAGGUAUAGCCAGUGGGUAGGUUAAGUAGGUAAAUCGUAAGUUUAAAUCAAUUUGUAUACACUAAAUUAAUAUUAAUAGGUCAACCAGUGUGAGGUUGAGAAAUUUCCAUGCAAUUUAAAUACUGUUCUGAUAAAUAUUUUAAAAAUCAUACCGCUUUUAGAGCCGCUAGCCUGUCCUUAGCCAUUAUUUACAGUAUGGAAACGCGAAACGGAUACACAGACUAGCUGAAAACAAUUAGGUCUCAUAAACGCGUCAUUUGUCAAAAGCAGUAAACACGAACACGAGUAUACGCAACACUAGCUAAAACUUAAAAAACGACCGAGUAAAACAAUAAAAAAUUAACUUUUAUUAUAAUAUACUCUGAACGUGCGGAAAACUCGAAAAAGGGACGAGAUAAAAAUCAAUACAUACUUCCUAACUACAGCACUGUCAGCGGCAGACCUGCGAGUGAAAUAUUGCGCGGCUGCGCGCACCGUGGACCAAAAAACGAAUCCAAACAGUAUAGCCAACAUAAUAAAUUUAGCACCUUUCGGUUUCGAUAGUAUUGAUCAAUAUUCUUCAAUAAUAUAUUUUAUGUCUAUUAUUAUUAUUCGUACAUAAAUCGUAACCAUAAUAAUUCGAUAAGAGAUCGAAAACGGGGGCAAUAAGAGAACUGAAUAAGAUUGUUUAGUCACAUACACCAUCACAGGUGUUCGAUUUUUCUUUUCUUUUUCGAAACGUAUGCGACAAUGACGAUUAAUCGCACCAAUUGUAGAUUUUACAACUUGAAAUUCGCCCAUCUUAUAUACUUAUAUAAUUAUGAAAUUAUUUGGGAACGGAUUCGGGUGAACAUAAGUAUGGGUACAUAAUAUUAUCUAAUUUGUAUACGAGUCCCACGCACGCCAUUGAUUUCCAACGGUUCGUGUAGCAGUUCAACCGGUAGGCGACUAAUACCUCUCCCCACGCGCAUACCUACAGCAUGAUUCCGGUCGCUCGUCCGUCACCGACUACGACACGAUCGACUCGAGAGUUUACAAUCCUACGCAUACGCCAUAACUUCUCCCGGGACGUCAUGCCGGAUAAUCUGAAUCCCUACGGAAAGAAAUAAUACCCGUACUUGAAAAGAGGUCAUGGAGAUCAAGGGUCGUAGUAGUGUGUCUCCUGCUUCCACCUUCAAUCACCAUCAUAGAAAGGACCUCGGUCUUCGAGUGAAAUGUGGUAUAUACCACGUGUAUCUAGUGGUUAAACGGUGCUAUACUGUAUUAAAAAAACGGACGAACACAAUAACCUUGUGUAAUAAAUAACAAUACGAUACAUAAUUCCGUUAUUAUUAUUAUUAUUAUUAUUAUUAAGUCCAGUUCACCUAAUUUUAUUUACUUAUAGCCCAUAGAUAGGUACCCACUAUAGGUACUUCAAAACUAAAUAAUUACUUCUACUUCUGUAAAAAUAGUUAGUAAUUAAAUAAUAUAGGCACCUAAUAUUUUAUUAGUAGGUACGUAUGAACACUAUGAAUAAUACUCAACGAUAGCCGAAGUCGGAAAAAAAUGUGGAAGGGUUGAGGGGCUAAGCCCCUUCAAAACUUGUAAAGAUUGAAAUUAGCCCUCCUUAAAUAUACUAAGCAUAAUUUAGUCUUUAUCAUGGCUUCAUCAGUGGCUUACAGAGAAAUUUUGACAGCACAUGCAGUUAAUAAAAUUAUUACCCACUUACCCAGUACUAAGCAAAAAAAUACAAAAAAUAAAAAUUGUAUCUCUGUUUUAUACACAUCCCUCCAUUUACAAUUCAUAAUGAGCAAAAAAAAGAUGUCCUAGGAUAAUGGGGUUGAGUGCAGCAAGAAGACCAAAAUAUUUUUAACUAAUAUCUACAUUUGUUACCAUUUCCUGUUUUUCCUCCAAUUUUUGGGUUUUCCCAUUUGCUGAAAAAACUCAUUAUAAUAUCGAAAAAUAACCUUAUAGUGAUAACAGUUUUUCUAAAAGAAAAUUUGACUGGAGAGGUACUUUAGAAAGGUCAUUUUUCGAUUUUCUCAGGAGUUUUCUCAACAAAUUUGGUUAUUUAAUUAUUUUACCAUAAUAUGAUGUAUAUAUUAUUAACAAAGCAACACUAUUAACCGAACUCUGCUUAGAAUCGUUUUUUGUUAGCAAUGGUUUAUUGUUGCUUACAAGUAUACAUUAAACUAUUUAUUAUAGUGGCUAUUUUUUAGUUUUUUUCUACAAUUCCCUCCUGUGAUCAUAAUAAAUUAAUAUGUCAUCAUCAUACCAAACUUGUAAUAUUAUGAAGGCUAGGGUUUGUGCUUUUCUUGUUCAGUAUGAACAAUGAAUGAUCUAUCAUGUUUUAUCUAGUGUCCUACUCUAGUGGUUAACUUUUAUAUAAAUAUAAAGUAUAAUUAGUAUAUCGAAAACACAACACAAUGCUGCCCAACCACCCCAAGUUGUGACAACCCAUGCAGUUACAUUACCUGAAAUCAAAGAUAUACGCCACUGAUGGUUAUAGCAAAACACAAAUUGUACUCUCUUGAAUUAGAAUAGAUAAUCUUAUGGUAUCAUGAUUAUACAAAUAAUAAACUGAUACGUCUUUUACAGAUCCAGUAAUAAUUUUAGCUACUAUCAGAUUUUUCUGCAAAAAGCAAUUACAUGCAGACGUGUACCAUUACAUAACUUAUAGGUAGAUAAAUAUUUCUUAGAAGCAUUAUUGGAGCAUCAACUUUUAAAGUUAAUAAAUAUGGUGAAAAUCCAGGAUUAAGCGAAUUAAGAAAUUCUACUGAAUAAUUAACUGCAUGAUCUACUUCUAAUACUGAAUUUACAGAUCUUUAUUUCAUGGUUGAAAAGAAUCUAAUAAUAUUUUAUUUAUCUCUGCUGCUGAAUCACUUUUUUAUGUUAAAAUAGAUCUCCCACAUAACCAAUCCAUGGAUUUAUUCUUGAGAUUUUCAAUACCAAAAUAUAGUUUAAAUAAUAUUAAUAAUUAUAAAAUGUCACUAAGGUACCUAACCAAUGAGCAAACAAAAAUAAAUUAUUUAAACAUUCAGAUAAUUGUACCAAAAACAUAAUAAAAUGCUUAUUUUUGCCUAUUUCAACCCCUUAAAAUCAAAAUUAUUCAAAAUACUUUCUUAUUAGUAAUUUCACUCCUAUAUUUUAGACUAUAAUAUAAACAUACCCUGAAAAUUUCAAAUAGCUAGCUAUCAUAGUUUAGGCAGAACAUUGACUAUGAAUCAGUUAGUCAGGAUUUCUUUUUUUACGAAUACAAAUUUGGAGUAUGAAGAGUUAUCAAUAAAACAUAAUAAAAUAAAUUAUAAUUUAAUAUUAUUUACUAGGUCUAUAUAUUGCCUAAUGUACGAUGAACGUCUUAUAGUAACGCCCGGGCUUCAUAUAAGAUGCCCAGGAAUAGUAAAAAAAUACCUAAAUUAUUUACUUUUCCCGUAAAAUAUAUACAAAUAUACGAACUAUAAUGAGUCGGCUAACCUCUUAAACCUCUAUACUAUAUAUUAAUUCUAAUAAAAAGAUGACUAACUUCACUAAAUAUAGACGACUUUAUAAUAUAAUAGUCAUGGCGUCAUACUUAUUCUAUUACUUUUUUAAACAGUCGGAUUACCAAAUAUAUUUAUAAUACAUAAACUAUGCACUGUAGAUAUAUUUGUAUGAAAAUGUAUUUUUAAUUAUCCAUAAUAAUUAUUCGACAACAAUCUUUUGUAUUUUCGUUUUUUUUUUUCAUAUCGAUAAGUACCUACACUUAUAAUUAGAAUUAAUACAUACAUAAAUAUACCUAUAGGUUAUAUAACGAUAACAUAACUACCAAUAAAUAGCGAUGUAAGUAGAUAACUUAUACCAGCUCUACAUUGGGCUACCUACUUUCCAUAAAUAAAUAACCUACCUAUAUGUACAUAUAUAUGUGUAAUAUAGAUUUAACUGUCCCUAAAAAAUAUAAUGCAAAUAAUUAUUAUAAUUUAUAUUUGCUACAUAAUACAUAGGUUUGCAUAAGUUAAUACCUUAAAUUUUCUUUUUGUCAUACACAUUUGUAUGGAUGACACUGUGUUAGUGGUAAGUUUAAUAUUUGACAUUAAGAGCAAUUAAUUUAUAUAUAGGGCCCGUGAUUUCUCUUCACAGCCCUGAACAGAACAUUAUACGUUAAGUGAUAAUAAAAAACCAAAUUAAAUUCACAGGAAUCAAAAGGUACAUAUUUGAUUGUAUAUGAUGUGUUAUAUGAAGUAUGUACCAAGAAAUGAAAUGACGUGGAUGUCAUUGAAUUUAUAGUAGGUAUCAAUGUAUUUGAUGUAAGAGCAGUCGACGAAAAUCGAAAAUUAAAUAUCCCAAAAGAAGUGAAGCGUUUGAGGUUCAAAUUUUUUCUUCGACUAGAAUUUUUUUAUCAUAAUUAACAUAAAAGUUUAUAAGUAUUGAUACAUACAAAUAUUAUAGAGAUAUCGUACAUAAUUGAUAAUAUUAUUAUAAUUAAUUUUACAAUGUUAAUAUUGCCGCCUAAACAUUCAAAUUUAUUGUAUGACUAUACUGUUCGAUAUUUACAACAGUUGGUGCCACUGUCUACUGUAAAAUACUUUAUGCUAUUCGCCAGGUUGAGUUGUGACAUGAUAGCGGUAUUGAGGGCGGCCCUUUGACGCCAUUCCUUGUUUGCAAUCACGAGCGUGUUUUUUCUCUGUGUUGCAAGACCGUUGGUUAGAAUCCGUUACAGAACGUUCCAGCAUUUUAAUUCACUUGAACAUUACCUUCGGUUUGCCGCGAAUACAAAAAAUACGUAAGUAAUUUCAUUAUUUUAUUACAAAAUUAUUUCUACUACGGUGAAUUCAAGUUAAUAUUGCGACUACUAUUUCUUGUGUUGUGAACUCUGUCCUAAACUUUUGGUACGUCAAAUCUUAGGUUAUAAUGUUACACUACCAGUAAUCUAUCAUUUUAUUUUAAUUUGGGUAGAAUAAGUCUUUCAAUGUUAUUUGAAAUUUUUAAUUAAUUAAUCCUUUUGCUGUUCAUACGAUUUUUGUCAUUUUUCAAUUAAUUUUCUCUGAACCAUGUGAUUUAUGUAUUGGUACUGUAAUAUCAAAAUAAAUUAUAAUAUCAUUGAAAUUUUAGUUGUUUAUUGGAAUCCAUUGAAAAGUUUUAAUCAUUUACAUAUAGAUAAUACAUUUUCAAUAUUAGGUACUUAUUCAAUCUUCAGAACAUUUGUGUAUACAUUUUUGAUAUUAAAGUUUUGUAAUUCUGUUUAUUAGGUUAUGUAUUUUUAUCAAAGUCAACACUUGUUAUAAAAUUAAUUUUUACUUUUAUAUAGAAUUAAGUAAUAAUGAACGUACCUGAUGAUGUGCCCACAUUUAAGUGUGUACUUGUUGGUGAUGGUGGUACUGGCAAAACUACGUUUGUCAAACGGCAUUUAACCGGGGAGUUUGAGAAAAAAUAUGUUGCAACGUUGGGUGUAGAAGUACAUCCACUGGUAUUCCAUACUACUCGUGGUGUAAUUAGAUUCAAUGUAUGGGAUACUGCUGGCCAAGAAAAAUUUGGAGGUCUUAGAGAUGGAUAUUAUAUUCAAGUAAUUAUGCAAAUAGUUUUUUUUUCAUUUUACUAAAUACCUACUUAAUUUAUGUAUUCUAAUGAAUGUCUAAAAAUUAUUCCAAACCGAAAUAAAAAAUUAUAAUAGGUGCUUAAAAUGCAGAAUCUAUAAAAGUCAUAUAAUGAUCGAUUUGACGAAAAUUUUAAUUUUCAACUCCUAAAGACAGAAAAAAAAAUAACAUUCACUUUAGAAGAUUUUUAAAAUAGCCAUUUUGUAAAAGAAUUAAAUGUAUUAUGUAUUUAUAUUUGAUGAAUAAUUUUUUAGUUACAGCUAUUUUAAUUGAAAACAAUUUAUACCUAUUCAAUAAAAUAACUCAUUAUGUGAUAAGGAAUGAUAAUCGGCACAACUCUUCUGUUGAAUAUUAAUUGUUUCCAUGUAUUUUUCAGAAAUUAAAACUACUAAUUAAGAAACUAUUAAUCUAAUAUGAAUGUAUACCACUAACAUUUUUAGAAUAUUUUUUUACAAAAUAACUUUUUUGAAAAUUUUCUAAAGUAAAUAAGUAAAGUUAUUUUUUUAUUUUUUUUGGUGUGUGUUUAAAUUAAAAUUAAAAUUGAAUUUUUCUCCAAAUUGAUGUUCCCCUUACAGAAAAACCAAUUGAAAAAAAAAUCUAAAAAAAUUAAAUUUUUAAAGCGCUAAAUAAAUCCGCCUAACAUGGUGGGUCAUACUUUAUAUAUACAUAUAAAUUUAUCAUACAUCAAUUUUUUAGAUUCUGAGCAAAGCGAGAAAUGUAUUUGUUUUACAAUGUUUAUUAUUAUUUUUUUUUUUGUGAACAAUUUUUUUACCAAAAAUUUUGUUCCCAUUUUUAAGUAUUGUGUUCUAAAGAUGCUAGCAUCUUAGCAUUAGAUGUUCUAGCAUCUUUUCUGGAACAAAAAAAGUUUUCAUUAAUGAAUAGAAAACUUAUGAAAAUAUUAUUUUAAAAUCGUAAAUAUUACAGUUUUUCAAAACAUGUAUAACUGAACUAUGCUGCUCAGUAUUGUUUUUUUGUUAGCAAUGAUUAAUCAUUGCGUACAGGUAUAUAUUAAAUUUUCCCCUCUACCUUCCCAACUUUUCAUUUACAACAGUGUCCCACCCAUUAUGUGAAAUAUGUGCUUCUAUAUUCAUUGAAAAAUUAUAAAUCUUGUUUAAAUUACGAUAAUAUUUUUUUAUUUUUCAGGGGCAAUGUGCUAUUAUUAUGUUUGACGUUACUAGCCGUAUAACUUAUAAAAACGUACCAAACUGGCAUCGAGAUUUGGUUAGAGUAUGUGAAGGCAUUCCAAUUGUAUUGUGUGGUAACAAAGUAGAUAUCAAGGAUAGAAAAGUAAAAGCAAAAACAAUUGUAUUUCAUCGUAAGAAGAAUUUACAGGUACAUGUAAUUUUCUGUUUAAAAUGAAUAAUUUUAAUACUCAAACUCUUUUCUUUAUAGUAUUAUGAUAUCAGUGCAAAGAGUAACUAUAAUUUUGAAAAACCAUUCCUGUGGAUGGCUAGAAAGUUAAUUGGUGAUCCAAACCUUGAAUUUGUUGCUAUGCCUGCUCUUGUACCUCCAGAAAUUAAAAUGGACCCUCAAUGGCAAGAUAAAAUCGAACAGGACCUUAAAGUAAAUGUUACAAUUUUAAAUGAUUUUGCAAGUAAUUGUUUCAUUUUUUUUUUAUUUUUUUUUUCAGGAGGCUCAAGAAACUGCAUUGCCUGAUGAGGAUGAAGACUUGUAAUUUAUUAGUCUCCACAAUCCAACAAUUUCUCUGUUAACUGUCUCAAAUAAUUAAUUACCUUGCACACUAAAUUGGAUAAUUUUUUUAUAUACAUAUAAUUAAUUUUCCCUGUAUAUUUUCAACAAACAAAAAUCAGUUAAUUAUUUUUAUUAUUAUUCAGUCUUCAAAAUCAACCAUAAUUUCCCAUCUUAUAUGUACAGUUUAUUUAUUUAUUUAUUUCCUGUUUUGUAAUUAAUACCGAUCAUAGUAUAUGUCGCUUAUUAUGAACUUUUAAAUUGCAUUCAGUUUGACAUCAAUGGAAUUAUAAUACUUAUGAAUUCCUAUUUAAAUAAACUUAAUAUACAUUCAAUCAGAGAAAAUUAAAAUCAUUAUUUUGAAUCUAAGUUAGUUAUAAAUUCCUAUUAUUUUUUUUUUUUAAUUUUACAUUAAAAUCAAUUAACAAAAUAACUAUGUUCUGGUACAUAAAUUAUGUUUUUAUUUACUUAUACUCCUAGAAACAAAUUAUUAAAUCCAAUUUAUACUUAAUCUUUGAUGAAAUCGUAUCAUCCUAUAAUUUUUAACAAAGUACAAUUUGUAUCUGAAUUCAGAUUAUAUUAUCUUAAUUAUUAGUACUCUAUGAUCUUCAUUUAUUGACUUAGCGAUCCAAUGAAAAAUCCUAUGCUUUUCCUACAAUCUUACUACAAUAAUUAUUUGACCUAGUUAAAUUUAUAUAAAAUGUAUGUAGAUCCAAGUACUGUUGAUAAGGGACAAUUGAUUGUGGUUCAUUGGGUUGUGUGGACAUUUUAAUGUCUUAAUUAUUUUAAAAUAUUGUAUGUUCGCUGAAAAAUAAUUCAUUUGUACAAAAUGUAUGAUAAUAUUAGUUCCAUUUUAAUGAUGAAACAUACAAAUAAAUGUUAGCGAAUAUUCCUGGGAUUUAUAUGAAUUCUGUAUGUUAUCCCGCUAUAUUAUAAUUUAUAGUAGUUUUUAAUAGAAGUUCAAUAUCUUGGUUUUUUUUUUAGAACUAAACUACACAUUUUUCUCUUUCAAUUGCAUUAAUAUCCUUUAUGUAUCCUGUAAGAAAUUGAUUCAUAGAUUUUGUAGACUAAUAAAUAAUAUAAUUUUAUAAUUAAAUUUCAAAUAAUCAAAUAUACAAUUUUUCAAAAAAAAAUCUAUCUGAAUAACACUUUAUUUCAUUUUCAAUUUACCCUCUUAACAAAUAUUUGUAUUUGUUUACUCCUGUAUCCUGCAUAAGGUAUUUGGCUACUUUUAUUCUCCCUUUCCAUAUAAUUAAUAACUAAUAUUAAUAUUUAAAUUUUCAACAAACUUGGAAUCCGAUUCAUAAUAACAAUAUGACAUCUGGGUAUUUAAUGUCAUUAAAUAGGUUUGCUUCUAAACAAAAGUAAAUAAAACCUAUCUGAUUUUAAUAAAAAAAUUUGCGUUACAAAAAUAUUUUAACCCCGUACAACACGCCAUUUUGGAUGCCGGCACAGACUAAUUAUUUAUUGUUUUCUCAUUUGCGAUUUUUAUUUACUUUAAGAUCCAAAUAUGUUAAUUGGAUUUAAUUUUAGUCUUAUUUCUUUAAAAAAAAUAUUCCUAUUAAUAACAUUGGCAUUAGUAUAUUUCAAUGGCUUUCGCUAAUAAUAACAGUAAUAUUGUACACAUUAUUUUUCUUAUUUGCUUUUGUAUUUAUGGUAAUAUACAGUGAUAAAUAUUUAUAAGAAAAGGCGUGUCAUUAAUAUUUUUGUCAGACAAACCGCCCAUCAUUUAUCAUAUUUCCCUACAAGCAAAUUAUGUUACUUAUGAAGUUUGUCCAUAUUGAAAAUAAAAUAUAUUCGCACUACACAGUAACAAAAAUGCUAGGAAAAGAUUUGCUAAUUGGUUACCACAGGGUACAUAAAUUUCCAAAUAUUGAUGUAUACAACUAUUACACUCUUAAGCUUUUUAAUAAUAAAUGUCAAAUGUAUAAGAACAGCAUGAAACACAGUCUAUAGGUUGAUUAUUAAAUCUAUUGAAGCAGAUAAAUAUAUAUAUAUAUUUCCUAUGUACAAUAUAAAUAUGGCCGAGGUGAUAUUUACACUGUGAUUUUGGAAUUUUAUUUUGAAUUGAUUAAU
This is a messenger RNA of Cinara cedri, 12822 nucleotides long. Lineage: Eukaryota; Metazoa; Arthropoda; Insecta; Hemiptera; Aphididae. The record is from the annotation of a GenBank genome assembly.